Messenger RNA from Dendrobium catenatum, 2628 nucleotides. RefSeq names its product rust resistance kinase Lr10. Bases 641 to 2455 code for a protein of 604 amino acids. Gene Ontology annotation, molecular function: polysaccharide binding; protein kinase activity; ATP binding. NCBI's taxonomy places the organism in Eukaryota, Viridiplantae, Streptophyta, Magnoliopsida, Asparagales, Orchidaceae. The transcript is spliced from 2 exons. Gene Ontology annotation, biological process: protein phosphorylation. The record is from RefSeq and is a predicted model, not a curated record.
AUGGCGACAGGGUUGGGCGUCGUCGCGGGCGAAUGGCUACUGGGUUGACCUAUUGAGAGCUUAGGGGCGUAGGGCUUCGUGUCGACGCGUCGUUGGCGCCCAGUGGAGGCGGAUCUGGGCAUAGGCAGGAGGCGAGAUGUGUCGUCGCCGGUGGAGGUUGAGGCGCAAUCGCACUCAGGGGCGCAGUCGCCGGUGGAGGGCCUGGAGGCUUGGUCGUUGUCGCCGAUGGAGGCUGGGGCCCAAUUGCGAGUCGUGAAAUGAGGGUCAGCUCACGAUGCUAGGUCAAGCCAUCAAGUUUGCGAGUUACCCGGUUCGACCCGCGGAUUUUUGGGUCAACCUAAACCCGACUUGUUUUUCAUAUGGGUUAAAAAUCUGAAUUCGAAGCCGACCCAUUUUACAAACGGGUUGAUCUGAACCCAGAUUUUUCCGAGUUUGUUCCGGGUCGGGUCAUGUCAACUUUCGACGCUCCUAAUAAAAUUAGUCAUGGUCGUCUUCUUCUUCAAAGCCUACCCUGGUCCAUAAACGCGGUGAUAAGUCUUUGGCUGAAUACAAUUAACCAGUAUAGUCUUUUCGGUGGAAUAGUCAAGUUCAGAAGUUGUAAUUAAUGAAUUAAAUACUGUUUAAAAACCGCAUUUGCAAGAUGGGCUAUGUUGCUGUUCCCAAUUCACCCCUUUUUGCAAUGCGUUGGUUUCAUCUUCUCAUGCUUGGGAUCUUCCCAGUUGCUUAUGCCCUCUCCAAUGACUGCCCUUCCUCCAUGUGUGGAGAUAUGGAGAUCAAAUUCCCUUUUACUCUUCAAAGCAGCUCCAAUAGUUGCAGGACAGCAGGAGUGAGUGCGAAUCUGUCCUGUUCUUUCACCAACGAGACAAUUAUCACCCUCCCCUCUUCAGAAUCUUACAGAGUAACAUCUAUUGGCUAUAACGAUUUUUGGUUUAUUGAACUUCUUAUAUCAACAUCUUCGAUUAAUUGCCCAUGGCCACGGAGAAAAGGUAUCCGAAAACUGCCUAACGUCAACGGCUCUGUUUUUGAUGUAGCUACAUCAUUUUUUGUUCUAGUGAACUGCACAACCAAGAUAAGCUUGCAAGCUGACAAUGAUGGAGUAGUUGGGCCAAUCUCUUGCCUAAGUGAACUAGGUUCUUUUGUUUAUGCUAUGAAUGUAUAUGCCAGAAUAGACAUACUUCCUCCAUGCAUCAUAAUAUAUUCUGGUGAAAUUCUUUCUGAUUUUCUUGGUCAACCGAUACAAGCUAUAACGCAGAAGAGCUUGCAAGGACAAACGGCUUAUUUGUAUACGAAGUUAGAUGAGAAUAUUAAGGACUGUUCUUUAUGUCCAGAUGAAGGGAAAAAAUGUGGAUAUAAUAUCAGAAUGGAUAAAACAUUUUGUUUUCCCGAAGAUUCUCAUGGCAUUGCCAUUGGUACAUCUCUUGUGGUUUUUCUAAUUGCAGUUGUUGUGGUUCUCUACUUUUUCAAAAAACAUAUCAAAGAAAAACAGAAGCGCAUAAAGGUGGAAAAGUUCCUUGCAACCUACAAAUCUACAACACUAACUCGAUACAAUUUCUCUAAUAUUAAGAAAAUAACAAAGAAAUUUAAGCAUAAACUGGGCCAAGGAGGAUUUGGAAGUGUCUACAAAGGUGAACUGACUAAUGGAGUUCCUGUGGCAGUUAAAUUGCUAGAAGCAUCAAAAUCCAAUGGAGAUGAUUUUGUCAACGAAGUAGCCACUAUAGGAAAAAUUCACCAUGUCAAUGUAGUUCGACUCUUUGGAUUUUGUUCAGAUGGAACUAACAGAGCCCUAGUGUAUGAGUUCAUGCCAAAUAAUUCUUUAGAAAAGUUUAUUUUCUUUGGGGAAUCAAAGAAGAGACAUGAAUUUUUUAAUAUGGAGAAGUUGCAUGAGAUUGCAAUUGGGAUUGCCCAAGGAAUCAAUUAUUUGCACCAAGGGUGCAAUCAAAGAAUUGUUCACUUUGACAUCAAACCCCAUAAUAUUUUGUUAGAUUAUGACUUCAAUCCAAAAAUUUCAGAUUUUGGAUUGGCCAAGCUAUGCUCUAGAGAUCAAAGCAUUGUGACAAUAAGUGCUGCAAGAGGCACAAUGGGAUACAUAGCACCAGAGGUCUACUCUAGAAACUUUGGACUUGUCUCUCAUAAAUCUGAUGUAUAUAGUUAUGGAAUGCUUCUAUUAGAAAUGAUCGGAAGGAGAAAAAAUAUUGAUCCUACAAUUGAGAACAUCACUGAAAUUUAUUUUCCAGAGGGGAUAUAUAACAAGUUGGUCCAUAGUAAUAACUUGGGAUUAGCUUUGGAAAUUGAGGGAAAUGAAGAAAUUAUGAAAAGGCUUGCCAUAAUAGCACUUUGGUGCAUACAGUGGAAUCCUGCAGAACGUCCAUCAAUGAGAAAAGUUAUUCAAAUGCUCACAACGAUCUUUCAGAGCUUGGAGAUGCCCCCAACACCAUUUGUUCCUUCUUCUGAUUAAUCAGACAAUGUUUAUGUCUCAAGCAAUCAUGAAGAAAAUUUGGAGGUCCACAUCUCAAGCAAUUAUGAGGAAAUUUUGAAGGAUUGAUUAAUUAGUUUCAAAUUUUGGUGUAUUCAAUCCAUCUUUGUUGUUAUUAUAAUUAUUUGUUACUAAAUGUGUUUUAAAACAUUUUA